GCAAAUAGCUUUUACGCCCACUGCUUAGCUACGAGCACCUGAGCUUAUCGACGGCAAAGAAGAGCAUUUCUAGGGCUGUUCGCGACCCCUCUCUAUUUCCACCGCAUGCGCAUAAAAGCUGCGGCAAGCACCACCACUGUCAUGAACUAGCAGCAUCUAGCGCGAAUCCCUCCCGGGCACCGCGAGGAAACUCCAUCAAGCGAAAGAAUUGCGCUAGCAGCAGAAUCAAGUUCUGCGCGCGAAGAGUGCUUGGUGCGGUCAAGAGCUACUAUGGCCACAUCACGGUCAAUCGCAAGUGCACCGGGGCUUGACUUCGGGCCGAGCCGACCGAUGCAGGACGCCUGGCGCCACACGCCCCGCAGCCAAGGCCACGGCUCUGAUGAGAGCGAGCCCUCCGCCGCCGCCCACCAACAGGAGCAGCAGGAGCCCGCCCCCAGCGCCUGCUGCUUUCCCCACAAGUCCUGCAUGCGCUGGUGCUAUGCCAGCCUAUCUGCUGGCUGCAGGAGCGCCCCCUGCCAGCUUUGCCAUGCCUACGACAACCACUGGCGCCCGCAGAAGCCGCCCGGCCUGCCCAAGGUGCCCAAGCUCGCGGCUCCGACCAAGCCCGCCGCUCCGACCAAGCCCGCCGCGGCUGCAAGCCCCAUCUCCAUCUCCAUCUCCACCGUCGACCGCAGCCCGACCACGCCGCGAUGGGGCGAUGAUGAUGAGGAUGAGGCUGACGGACUCGACCUGAGCGACCUCUUUGAGCAGACGCCCUGGAUGAAGCAGGGACUGGCGGAGCUCGCGGCGGCCGAGCAGCAGCAGGCGGAAGCCGCACCGGCCGCGCCCGCGGCAGCGUCAGAGUCUGACGGCAGCAGCAGCAGCAGCAGCAUUGUUCCUUGCGCGAGCAUUAGCAGUAGCGGUGGCGCGAGCGGUAGCUGGGCGGAUGAGGUCGAGGCGCACGAGGAGGCGGAGGCGGAGGAGGAGCUCGACCUCGGGUCGCUCGCAGAUUGGUUGAAGGAGGGCCUGGCGGAGCAGGCGGCGGUGGCAGCUGGCAGCGGCACCGGCGGCACCCCCAGCGGCCGCCGCUGGGCGGAUGACGUUGAGGAGGAGGACGGUGAUUUCGGCGCCUACCUCGCCUCGCUGUCGCCCUGGAUGGCGGCGGAGCUGGCGGCGAUGGGGAAAGCAGAGGCCGAGGGGGAGUGCGUGCCGGCGGCGGCCGAAGUGGAGAAGGAGAAGGCCGUUGUCACUGAGCGGGAGGACGCGCCUGACUCGCCGCUCAGCUCGUGCUGCUGCGCCGUGCCGGACAGCGCCCGCACCAGCCGCAGCGCCAGCAGCUGCAGUCUGGUCUGGGUGGCGGCGGCGGCAGGCAUUGAGACGCCGCAGCAGGUGGAGUCGGUGGAGGCGGCAGUGGAGGAGCAGAGCGCUGACAAGGAGGCCUGCACCGCCGCCGGCAGCAGCAUGGGCAGCUGUGUCGUUCCGCCGAUCGCGGCGGUGCAGCAGGGUGAUGAGUGGCAUUUAGCUGUGAUGCCCUCGCGCCUGCGCCUGGCGAUCGAGCUGGCGGCGGCGGCGUGGGCCGAGCAGGCGCGGGAGCUGGAGGAGUUUGCCGCGUUGGAGCGCGCGUGCGGCUGCUACUGCUCACAGCAGCAACUGUCCGUGGACGCGUAAGAGCCGAAGGCCGUGCCGGGCAGUGCAGAUGUCCUGUGGCCUGCGGGUAUGGCAACACGACAACAACAAUGCAGCGUGUGCCGCCGCGGCCCCUGCGCGCGCGGGGUUAAGUGCAACAGGAACACCUGCCUGAUAGCACACAGCGAUACCAACGCCGAUACAUUUUUGGACAUAGCUAAUGGCUAACUACUGGUAAUGAGAAAACCGCUCAACUGAAGCGCAGGAAAUCACUGCGCCCGACAUGUGUGCUGUAGGGCUGUUAAUGUGCUGUUGCCGCUUUAUCUUAUCAUGUUAUGCCAAGUGCUGUUAUGCUGAUAUGCUCUGAUGCCAAGUUCUCAAUGCUUAUCGAGAGAGAUGCUGUCCAGAGCAAAGUGACUGCGUGCAUGCUGGGAACAUGCAGAAGUACCGUAGCGGAGUGCUAUGUGAGUGUUCACAGAUGAUGGUUAAUAGCAGACCUUUUGGCUUCUCAUUCGUAGUACGGUAUUGAGACCCGUAUUGCCAACCAACCUGUACAAAGGAUCCGGGUUCAAAACGUUUAUACUAGAAAGGGCUGCAAAGGUCAACGGUUUGGAAUGGCGACGUGCGUGGUGCAGGUUUGAGAUGCGUAAAUCGAUGAAUACGAUAUGCCGGCUUGCCCACAUGGGCACGCCCACAGGGCAGGGGUGCACAAUCACCCGAGAGGCAAUUGAUUCGGGGCGCAACUGGGCGUGUGAUUGCUUGAUGAAUCUUGGAGAGUGGUUUGCCGGGUGAGUCAAGAGUUUGCCCGAAUGGUUUUAGUGCUUGCGUGCGGCAGCUAAGGAUCCAUCCAUGAUUGAUUGAUAGUGCGACCUUGUGCCAUUGAUUCUUAUCAGACAACGUGCUGAUAGCUAGACCUCGCAGCCCCGUUAAAGAUAGUCAACAUGGGCCUCAGCGUGUGCUGAGGCUGCAGUAGCAAGCCUUCAGCAAACCACGGCAGCGGCGCUGCGCCGGGCAUGGACAGUGCGUGAAAGCUGUGUUCACGUUUUGUCGUUUUGAAGGCGGUAGCUCUUGAUGACUGUCGUCAUGUGUAACGUUGUGCACCAAGGUUUGUAGUGCAUGGGUUGUGCUGUCAAUGUAUAACUAUGAGGUUGUAAUUGAAGCACGGUGUGCACCCGAGCUACCGUAUGGGGUGCUGCCAACCCUCAAGAUACCGUGCUGGGCAGGGGAGGGGGGUAUGCAACUCGGCCUGGAUCCAGCCCGGGCUGCAUGGGACCCGGCCAAAAGGUGUUCGGAUCCCCCAGCGCCUGCUCCUGAGACUUUAUUAUUGUAACCUGGACAAAUGUGUAGUCAUAUGAACCGACAGGUGUCGCUAGGAAUGGGGCGCAGGCCCCCCUGUAACAUUUCGAGUGU
Molecule: messenger RNA, 3015 nt
Organism: Chlamydomonas reinhardtii
Lineage: Eukaryota; Viridiplantae; Chlorophyta; Chlorophyceae; Chlamydomonadales; Chlamydomonadaceae
Exons: 2
Coding region: 271-1647 (458 amino acids)
Source: RefSeq, a predicted model, not a curated record